Molecule: messenger RNA, 5440 nt
Organism: Pelodiscus sinensis (Chinese soft-shelled turtle)
Lineage: Eukaryota; Metazoa; Chordata; Testudines; Trionychidae
Source: RefSeq, a predicted model, not a curated record
AGAAAUGAUUUAUCUGGGAAUCCCCUCAGGCCAGAUAUCAACGCAAUAGGUACUCAUUAAUGAGUGAAGGAUCAAAAGGUGAGACGUGGCCAAGAAGCAAUGGAGAAUAAAAGCUUAGACGGCUCGCCAUCAGAUCUAAAGUUAGUGGCUCAUCCAAGAGCAAAGAGUAAAGUAUGGAAGUACUUUGGAUUUGAUACCAAUGCAGAAGGAUGCAUAUUACAGUGGAAGAAAAUCUAUUGCCGCAUUUGCAUGGCCCAAAUUGCCUAUUCAGGAAACACAUCCAACCUUUCAUACCACCUUGAGAAAAAUCACCCUGAUGAGUUCUGCGAAUUUGUGAAAAGUAACACUGAGCAAAUGAGGGAAGCGUUUGCUACUGCAUUUUCAAAACUGAAGCCAGAAUCAUCACAGCAGGUUGUUCAAGACACUUUAAUUAUGAAGACCAGCCACAAUUAUGAAAACAAAAAGCAUCAAGAACUGACUUCUGCUGUGAUUAGCCUAAUUUGUGAGGGCAUGUAUCCUUCCUCUAUUGUUGAUGAACCCACAUUCAAGGCACUUUUGAGAACAGCUGAUCCUAGAUAUGAACUUCCUAGCAGGAAAUAUUUCUGCACAAAAGCAAUUCCUGAAAAAUACAAUGCUAUUAGAGAAAUUGUGUUAAAAGAACUUACAGAAAUUCUAUGGUGUGGCAUUUCCACUGACAUGUGGAGAAGUGAAAAUCAGAAUAGAUCAUAUGUAACACUUGCAGUUCAUUUUCUCAACAGUAGCCCUUCUAACUGUCUGGCUGUUAACUCCCGGUGUUUAAAAACGUUCGAAGUGCCAGAGGAAAAUACUGCAGAAACAAUUACACGUGUCCUUUAUGAAAUUUUUAUUGAAUGGGGGAUCAAUACAAAAGUCUUCGGUGCUACAACAGAUUAUGGCAAAGACAUUGUGAAAGCUUGCUCUCUCCUAGAUAUUCCAGUACAAAUGCCUUGUUUGGGACAGACUUUUAAUGCAGGAAUACAACAAGCUUUUCAGCUUCCAAAACUGUGCAGUCUCCUUUCCAGGUGCCGAAAACUGGUGGAGUAUUUUCAGCAGUCCUCAGUAGCAAUGUACAUGUUAAGUGAAAAGCAGAAGCAGCAAAAUAUUCUUCACUGCAUGCUUGUAAGUGAUCGUGUUUCCUGGUGGGGAAGCACACUUGCCAUGUUGCAGCGUCUUAAAGAGCAGCAGUUUGUAAUUGCAGCUGUUCUUGUGGAGGACAGUAAUAACCACCAUCUCAUGUUGGAAGCCAGCGAAUGGAAUACAAUUGAAGGCUUGGUGGACCUACUUCAGCCCUUUAAACAAGUUGCUGAGAUGAUGUCUGCUUCAAAAUAUCCAACAAUAAGUAUGGUGAAACCCCUCCUCCACAUGCUUCUAAAUACCACGUUGAACAUCAAAGAGAACGAUUUGAAAGAAAUUAGCAUGGCCAAGGAAGUGAUAGCCAAAGAAUUGUCAACAACAUACCAGCAUACACCUGAGAUAGACAUGUUUCUCAAUGUUGCAACUUUUCUGGACCCCAGGUACAAAAAACUACCUUUCCUUUCAGCAUUUGAACGUCAACAGGUAGAAAACAGAGUGGUGGAGGAAGCAAAAGGCCUUUUGGAAAAAGUAAAAGAAAACACAUUCAGACCUGAAGAAAAGUUCUUCACGGUAUCAGAAGAGCCACCUGUAAAAAAAAUAAUAAUCUCUUCUACCCCUCCCCCUACCAGCGCAAUCAAUAACAUGCUUGCAGAAAUCUUUUGCCAGACAGGAGGAGUGGAAGACCAAGAGGAGUGGCAUGCUCAGAUUGUAGAAGAGUUGAGCAACUUUAAGUCGCAAAAGGUUCUUGGUUUAAAUGAAGACCCACUUAAGUGGUGGUCUGACAGACUAGCAUUAUUUCCUGUUUUACCAAAGGUACUUCAGAAAUAUUGGUGUAUUCUGGCCACAAGAGUCUUCCCAGAACGCCUUUUUGGUUCUUCUGCUAAUGUUGUAAGUGCUAAGAGAAACCGGUUAGCCCCAGCUCAUGUUGAUGAGCAGAUCUUUUUGUAUGAAAACACUCGCAAUGUAUCUGAAGCAGAACCUGAAGAUGAGGAUGAAGGCGAGUGGGGCUUGGAACAGGAACAGAUUUUUAAUUUAAAUGACACAGGAAAUGUAAGCAGCAAUUUCUUUAAUAUCCGAGACAGUGGGUUCAUUUAACAGGAGUACUAUGGUAUAUUAAAUAACAAAGAAAAGAUAUUUGUCUUGUUACCAAAAAUAAUUCUGUUUUGAUUAUAUGAAUACUGUAAAUAUUGAACAAAUGUAACAAACUUGGUUUAAGCAUCCAUUGUAAAUGUGUUGCCCACUAUUUUAAAACAUGAUAGACUUGUGGUUAUACAGCACUGAUAUGAACAAGGAAAAAAUCUUUAAAGACCAUGACUCCUGACUCAGGCCCCAAUUCCAGGAAAGCACUUAUGCAUAUGUAUAAUUCCUUCCUGUUUACUUCAAAUGGGAGUUGAAUGUGCUUAAGUGUUUUCUGUAAUGUUUUUUUCCCUCUCAAUCUGGACCCUAAAUAAAGACGUUUUAAAGAUGUACAGGUCCACUUUUGAAGGCAACAUAUGGGUUAGGAUUUCAGAGUUUUAAAUUUCUAAAAUGAUUUUAAAAUCCAUAAGUCAGAUCGUCAGAGACUCUCACAAAAAUAUUGGGAAAAGAGCAAACAAUAAAUAUCUUUGCGCUUGAUUUUUUUUCACUACCUCAUAACUUUUGGUCUAGUCUACUCUGAGUUCUACUAUUAUAAUUACAUCAAUUAGGUUGUGUGAUUUGUAAUUAUACUGAUAUACCUUAUUUUGCCAGUAUGCCUGCAUCCUCACUGAGGGAUAUUUUGUCACUUAAUCACACUAUUACAGUGGUAAAACUUUUUAAUGUAGGUGAGCUCUGAUGUCACCCCUUACAUUUGUAUUAGGUAGGUGGAAAUCACAACCACAUCAGAACUGUGGCAUUUUACAUUCACUUUGUGUGACCACGCAAAGCGGAAAAUUGGGUCCCUGAAGGAUGGAAGAAGUAGAGAGAUUAGAAAACUGCAAGGACCAUAGGUGCAAUGUGUUUUUAUUAGUUUUCAUUCAACUUUGUUCUAAUUUGAAUUGGGACUUUGUCCAGGGAGUUAGAAAGAUCAUUUGUAGAAAGCCUUUCAAAAAAGUAAGCUUUAAUUUUGUGUAAAUGUAUUUAAUCAGGGAAAAAAAUCCUCACACAAGUUGUUAGACUUUGAUAAUGUUUCCUGUCAUGUCAGCACUUAUAAAUUUCCUUUUAUCCUGUGUCCCUUUAGAGUCAGUUUGUAGAGGGCUUUGGUCUGGCCCACCUCAUUACUUGUUCUGAUUAAUCGUUAUGUGUACUGUAGUAGCUCCCCUUAUGUCUCUAUGCCUAAACAUUUUAAGUUUUUUUGAGUAAUUUAGCAACAUAAAAUAAUGAAAUAUAUUGCAUCUCUUAGGAAGAGCUACAUGUCUUAAAUAAGUCUCUACUCUUCUUUUUUGGCUGAGAGUGAGGAGGCAUUCAGCAUAUUUUUGUUAUGCACAAGGGGACUUUUGGAACAACCAUAUUUUAGGCAAAGGUUGUUUUUGUUGUUUUUUCAUUUGUUUAUUUCCCAAUUGGUAAUGUCCUGGGACUAUCACUUUUACCAAAUAAAUAGAAUACAAUUUUUAUUACUCUGCAGUGUAGCUUAAAGGUAUAAGUGGUAUGCCCCCUAAAAUUCUGUGUAUCAUGAGCUCUUGGAAAUCAUUCAGUUGUUGCAGAGAUCAGAGACAUUCACUCUGUUGUACUAGUCUCACUGACUAGCCUAUAAAAUGCAUGUGUACAUAUAGCCCUCAGAGACUGAGGUGAUGGACAGCAGUAUAAAAACUUAACACAGUGUAUAUGUGUGCGUGAUUGUCUUAUGCAACACUGGUAUGGAGAGAGAUCAACCAGAGACUGACUGUCCAGUGUAUUAUUAUGGUAUGGCUAUAUUUGGAAUUGAUAAUCAUAGAUGUUCCGGUUUUAAGGGGCUCGUCAAAAAUAACACAAAAAUGAGAUUUUCAGUGAUAUUUAUUCUGUUUCACUUGUACUACUACCAAGCUGUGUGUGUUUAUAUUUUGUUUGUACAGUUCUCACCAAUUAAUGCACAGUAUGAUCAUUUGGCAGUAGAUGGGGAAGGAUAUUAGAAUUAUGAAACAAAUAAAAUGGUGUAAAUUAUUGGCAGGUUUUAGUUAAUGAAAAAUAAAUGUAAAUGGUGAUGUGACUUGUAAAGAUUUAGCAUUCAAUGGCACAAUUCUUCACUGUCCUGCAUUUUAUAUAAUUAUUUAUACUUUGGUAAAGUGUGUGUAAAAUGCACCAUUCUUAUAUGGUGUCACUGUAUAUCUACUUUGCACGGGUGUAUAUGACUAUGCAAGGUGCAAGGCUAUAGGAGAUUGGACCCAGAGAAUGUGCAAAAUGUGUAGCUUGGAAGUGUAGCAGGCUAGCCCCAUUGGUUAACUGGUUAACCUGUCAAAUCCCUACUAACUGGAGGGAGGAUGCUAAAGUAAGCCUCUUAGUUGAUUUUCUUUUUAAACCUUUUUCAGUGUGUAAGUUGUUUUGCACACUGAAUGCCAAGAUUAUGUAGCUUACCCUACCACAUCAAUUUUCAGAGUAAUUUUAACCAGUUUGUUACCUGCCGAAUUUGUCCCCGAAAGGAACUGACAUUGUUAACCCAGUUAUUAAUUUGUGUCAAGGUUGAGUCCCAGCACUGCUAGGGUUGACAGUUCAUAUCCCCAGCACCUCAGGGCUUACCACAAAAAGUAUGAAUGUAAAAAAAAAAUGGUUUGAGCCCCAGCUCCCCCUAUUUAUUUGAUAUCUGGCACCUCUUUCAUUACAAAUUAAGCACUGUGUUAAUGCCAGAGGCUUGAAUAUCUUCUUACGCUACUGUAUUAGGAGUAUCUUUGCUGAAAACAGUGGAGUUACACCAGUGUAAAAGAAAAAAUCAGCCUCCCCAAGUCUGAGCCAAUCUGUUUUGGUAAUCUCCAUUCCUAUGUGGGCCAUCUGAAGGCUAAAAUUAUCAUGCAGUGCAUCUUGUUUCCUCCCCAAAUCGGUUUGACCAAUACCAGUGCAGUGCACUAUUCUGCUCCUUCUAGUUUUUUAAUUUUUGGUAUCCAAAAUAAAAUUAUAAUUGGUUCAAUUGACAUGUCUCGUUCUAAGACAAAACCAUUGUUAGUUCUACCCAUUGUCUGUGAGUUUUUAUUUAAUGUGCUAAGCUUGGAAUAUUGUUAAAUAACCAGAGAAAUAAAUUAGCUACUAAUUUAUUUGUCUGAUGUGUGUUCAUCUCUUCAGCACUUUGACAUUGAACUCUUCAGCAAAAAGGAGAAAUGGUAUUUCAGGUUUAUCAAAGUAUCCAUGACCCUUUUAUUCUGAUCCUUUAACUUACUUAUGUAUACCAUACAAAUAUAUCUGGAUUAAAAUAUGUUGAAAUCAA